This is a messenger RNA of Synchiropus splendidus (mandarinfish), 6314 nucleotides long. RefSeq names its product sterile alpha motif domain containing 12 (gene samd12). Gene Ontology annotation, molecular function: protein binding. Bases 131 to 670 code for a protein of 179 amino acids. Gene Ontology annotation, cellular component: cytoplasmic side of plasma membrane. The transcript is spliced from 5 exons. Gene Ontology annotation, biological process: cell surface receptor protein tyrosine kinase signaling pathway. The record is from RefSeq and is a predicted model, not a curated record. NCBI's taxonomy places the organism in Eukaryota, Metazoa, Chordata, Actinopteri, Syngnathiformes, Callionymidae.
GCGCCAGGCGGCAGCAGCAGCAGCAGCAGCAGCUGUGCACUCCGGCAGCAAAGUGAUGACAACAAGCAACAAUGAAGCAGCGCUGACUUUCUCUUCUCGCCUCCGCCGUUCCUCUGCGUGAUGUCCCAGCAUGUGGAGUAGCAGCAUGGCCGUCGAAGCUGUUCACUGCAACUUGAGCCAGAAUGGUAUCGACCACCAAAUGUGCCCAGAAGACAUGACCUCACAGCUGGAGGAGGAGGAAGAGUGUGUGGAUGGAGGAAGGAUCCUGCUGGACGAUGACAGUCCCACCUACCCUGACCUUGGACCUCCCAUGUACCACCGUCGUUCUCCACCGCACCGCUCUGUUUCGGAGUCUGAGCUGACUCGGCCCGGCUAUGUGAAGCUCUCCAAGCCAGUGGCCCUCUGGACCCAACAAGAUGUUUGCAAGUGGCUGAAGAAACACUGCCCCAACCAGCAUCAGAUCUACAGCGACUCCUUCAAGCAGCACGACAUCACAGGCCGGGCUCUGAUGAGAUUAACAGACAGGAAGCUGGAACGGAUGGGCAUCAUGCAGGAAGGCCAGCGGCAGCACAUCCUCCAGCAGGUCCUGCAGCUACGUGUCCGGGAGGAAGUCCGAACGCUCCAGCUCCUCACACAAGCCUCGCUGGAGUGCACCCCUUCAUCCCCCUAACCUGAUGGAUCAGAACCUCACACCCAGUCCUGCUGUUUGUGGUCCUGCUGAGUCUAUCAUUCUGUGGAUGGCCUCCGUGACAGAACAAAAAAAAUUCCCUUCCUCCUACAAGGCCCCUCCUUGUUCGGCUGCCACAAGUUGUGACUGGUUGUUUCCAAACAAUUCGACAAAGCUUCCUGGAGUCUGACCAGCUGUUUCCAUUACAUCCCAUCAGCAGUCAUUUCUGACCUUUGCAGAGGAAAAUCCGCCAGCAAACCCCUCUCAACGGCUGCCAAAUCUGCCUGAUCACGCAGAAGCUUAUUUGGAGUUUGUGGAAGACGAUUUCAGCCCAUCCUUUAAGCCACUUCUUUAGAGGUUUACGUGAGGAGUGGCACUCACCGUCGACAAAGCUGGUGUCGCCGAGGCUCGUAUCCACCCGCUUCAAAAGGGAGUCCAGCGUACAGCUGGGGGUGGCUGUGAUGAUCAUGUGGGGCCAUCAAAGAGAAAACUGAAAUGUUUGUGUGUAGCUUUCUGUUUCUGUCUUCCACUCUCUGGGGGUCCUCUACCCUGCUGGACCCCUGCAGUAGCACAGAAAACCUGCCAUGUUUAAGGACACUGACAUGUAGGGUUCAAUAGUUUUUACUCUUUGCUUUACCAGGUGAGACGUCUGCUUGAAGAAGCAUCUCAAUGAGGUGAUAAUUACAACAACAAAAAAACCCACAGCAAUUAGUGAUGUGAAGCAAAAUAUGCUGACGAGCAAACCUCUGAGCACACGAACAUGUAGCGCUGAGCUUCUCACACCACUCACUCCAGAUCAUUAACUGAAGCAUGCUCAACAGCCCUGUUGCUCCAGAGCUCACACAACACUUUGAACUGCACUCAGAAGUGAGGCAGAUCGUGGAUGAUGUCAGAACUACUGGAAAUCUUCAUAACGGAUUUUGUUGGUAUUGAAGGGUUUCUUUUAGUUCCUACUUCCUGAAAUGUAUUUUUUGAGUUACCCGUUGACUUAUUCACAUAUAUUCCAGUUACACUGGCGCCCCCUGUGAUAGGGGUAUAUCCUGGAAGGGGAAAUAUUGUAUUUAUAUUUGAUAUUUUUAAAGCCUUUAAAACUAUCCCCAAACUCUUAUUAGCUUCCCCGUGCCCUCCCUCCCUCUAACACUUGGUGGUGUUCCUCCAUCUCUGUGAGAUUAAGAAGUGCCAGGACUAUGUCGUUGAAGGAGAACAUAUUAUCGCAACACGUUCUCACUCCCAAGGUGGAGCAUAGCGACUAUCAGCAAGUGGACCUUUGCAUCCAAACUGAUGCCAAAGUCAGUAUUCUCCGCUGCAUGUUGACACACUAGACUUUCAAUUGAAGUAAACUUCCGCGAUGUAUCCUGAAGCCUUGGAUAGUGUCACAUAAAACAGACAGAUGUCGGGGUUAGGGUUAAUCCAUUGAGUUGACGCUCCUUUCAUUUCAUGUAUGGUGUCACUUAGUAUGUAUAGCACCUCAAAUGGUCCUGCUCUUUAGUCAGUAAAGGGCAGAGCCACACAUUAGGUGCAUAUACAGUAUAUAUACACACCAGACCCAAGUCAUUGUGCGGGAGGGGCUAUGCUUGACUUCUUAGAAACACCUGUGGGUCACACCUGACUUCGCUGUCACUUGCAAAUGGUCGCUAUUUGACGGCUUGGGCCAUGUGUUUGUCAUCAUUGGGCUUGAACAUGACACAAAACACACACUGGAUGAUGAAUACAGCUCUUUGAUGCUGCUUUGCGGCGCCAAUCAGUGUUCGUAGUACAAGUAACAUUGGACUUACGACCUGCUUGACUUACAUCCACCCGUACUCUCGACCACGGCCAGCAGAUGCUUUUUUUUAAUUUUUUGAUUCAAUGUCUGGCACCGCAGCACGUAGCAGCGCAUACAACAGUUACGGCAGCACAGUAUCCCAGCAUCUCACUCUCACACAGGGAUCUACCACGACAGUAGCACCUAUAACCCUUGUGCCGGCUAUUUUGAAUGGCAUUCGACUUACGUCGAAUCUCACUUACGACUGGUUGGUCAGAACUGAUCCCAGUGGUAAGUCAGUUACUUGUAUUAAAUUACUUGUAUAGUGUGCUCAGAUUGUCAUGCAGAUGACCAAUGUGCCACAAACAACUCAUCUGGACAAACUUUCUCAAGUAGCCCAUGCUAAUAAAUAAAACACCUUUAGGCCACACAAUAUAAUGUAAAUAUGAGCUAUAACUUUCCCUAUAAUGGCCAGCAAUCUACCCAAUCUGCAGAAAGUUCACCACAACUGCUGUAGGGAUUGCAGUUACUGUGGAGCAACUAAAGUUGGUCCUCGACUUACGACGUAUCCAGCAUAUGCUUUAAGGCCGGAGGAAUUGUUGUAAACAUGAAUCUGAGCCGAGGAAAAUGCCAUUUAAUUAUGAUGUCUUCUACAACACAUUUUGUUCUUGCUAGUUAUACAUCCAUGUGUGUUAUGAAUGUCAUGGGUGGACUCUUGCUGAUCUGGCGCAUGAGACUGGCACCGGGUGGAACAUAGAGCUGCCUCCAAGUUUGAUGUACAGUGCGACAUAGGAAGCCGGCCCGGACGUGAAUCGAGGACCAACUGAAGCAAGGUGCUGAAAUUGGAGUGGUAGCAGCUCUAGCGAAUGAAAGCCUUCAUAUUGGGCCAGUCAGUUCAGAACAUUUGUGCGGAACAUUGUUGCUUCUAUCCGUCACGGUGAUCCAGUUUGUCAGCCUCGUUUGAUCACGCCUGUCCUGUGUCAGAUAGCUGCGCUCAUGAGACUUUAAGCCACUAGGACAUGGAGGGAACGCUAGAUGUGUAGCUAAUGAAACUAUCUGGAGCUGAACGUUGAAAGCAACAUCCUGCCAGAAGGUAAUGAGAUUUGAAAAGCAGAGAUGAAAAGAUUAUGGAAACUAAUAGAUGCUCUGACUCCAAUUCUUUAAUUAAGAAAAAGACAAAGAAGAAACCCUGCCAGGGGCGAAGCCUUUUUUGAAUUCCUCUUCCAGUCUGUAGCUCUGAUGUCUCUCUUUUUCUACUUCGGACCUCAUUGUGUAACAUGAUGUGUCACUUUUGUCUCUCCAGGAAAAAAAAAAAGCAGAUCUCCGUUGUCAGUGUGAAUAACUGGCCGAACACUGUUGGUGAUAUGUCAUUGCUGUGGUUAACUCUUUGUGGUGUUUCUUCAUGCGUCAUGGCCGUCACAUAUAACCACGUUCAGACGUCCACACAGCUCUUGUGUCAAACAUGCUUGUAUCGUUGUCUAAUGGUUUUCGAGUUGUGUAGCAAAUUUUGUCUCUGUUAAACUCAUGGAGGGAAACACUGCUGACAGAGCUGAGUUUUGUAUUUCAAGCUGUGAAAACUGGCGACGCCAGAACUCAAUUAUAUAUGCUUUAUGAUGCUGGUGAGCUGGUGUGCCGCAGUGUCUGCUAUGUCUCUGAGGAAGCACCGCCUUUUCCGGUGAUGUGUUUCAUUUUGAUAACAAAAUGUGAUCUGGAUGUAAACUAAACAGACAGCAUUCUUUCAGAUUUCCCACCCAAAAAUCUUCCAAUUUGAUUGAGAUUCCUGCGAUUUUCCUUCUUUAAUUCAUCUGAACAACUUGGAUGGCAUUUUCAAGUUCUUGGACACAAACACCAGAGGUCGUUCAGGUAGCUGUUUAGUAAUUCACUCCAAUCUUAAAAGGGUUUCUUCCAUCUGUAAUAAGGAGCAGCAUCUCUCAUUCAUAUUCUAUACUUUACCGACAUCCUAAUUGUCGUAUUGAUUCAUUCUGAUACUUUUGUUCAGCAUCAGUCAAAAUGACAGUUAUUGCACCUCAAAUGAUCAUACGUGAAGGAUUUACCCUCCUACUUUAUCGCAGACUUGCUGUCUUUGUGACCUGCAGAGUGAUUUAUAUGCAGCGUGUCACUUCACUUGGCAAUAAUUUAAAAUCAUUAUUGUUCAACUCACAAGUCUGCAAAUACCCAACACCGUGACUAGAUGGAUUCCACGCUGAAUUCUUCUCUGAAUUGCAGCCAUCUAUCUCUGUGUAGUCUCCAGACUACACAGAGAUAGAUGGUCUCCAGACUACACAGAGAGAGGAGCGACACUGUUGGACAGGGACGUUGGUGAUGGAGGGAGAUUCAUGGAUGAAUACGGACAUGAAGUUUAGAUGAUCGAGUGAGGCUAAGGUGGAAAAUGUGUCCCCUGGUUAACCGAGUUUGAACCUGGACACGCUGCAGGCUGACGCGGACGCCUUCAGAAACACAACAAGCCUGGGGGGAGUGUUCAUUGACCAGAGUUCAAGCUAUUGACUUCAGAGUCAUAAAACAACUAUGAGUCAGUGCUUUUGGUGGAACUGUGGGGUCCGAGUCAAAUCCCCACCAAGCUUCUAAACCACAAAGUGGACUGUUGGUUCUUGUGCAACGCUUCUAGAUCAGUUAAUAACAAAGUGAGGAUGCAACACACUGAUAAAGACCUAUCUGGACUAGAUCACUUUUGCCUCUACUACAAGGCGGUUGUCAGUCAAAGAUUCUUGAGCCACAGUAAUGGAAUUCCGUUUGCACAUGUGACCCACCCAGUUGCAAGGAAAAGCUGCGAGCUGAUUGAAUAGUAUUGAUCAGCUCCUCAGGAUGUACAGUUGCUCCUGCAGGAAUACAAAGCCUCAGGGUGUGUCAUGCAUGACAGUGACAGUCACAUAGGAAAGAAAUUGUCGAGGUGCACAUGCAAGUUGCAAUUUCACGCUCUGACGGAGAGACCAUGCGGCUGUCAAGGCCAGCUGGGAAGAGUUGGGAUCUGCAAUGUGCUUUUGGGGUUUUUCAUUCCUCGAUCCUGGACAUGAAUUGCCUAGGGAUGAAUCUCAACCCCCAUCAACAAUCUGCUGGUUUGGAUGCCCAGAUCUGAUUCUGCUUUUCAGUGAUUCCCAGUGUUCAAUUUGCAUCAUGCUACAUCCUACGCCACACUGAAAUUUCUCUGACAAAAGUUUCCUGAAACCUGCAGAACUAUAAACUUGAUUUACCAUUGGGAACACAACUUGAGCUUGCAUUGUCAUUAAUGAUGCAGUAGUUUUGUACCUUGAAACAGUCUAAUGUCCACUACUUCCUCGUAGAAAAGGCGGCCUCUCCCUGCAAUGGAUUUCAUCACAAUCAACAUGGUAGCUUCAAUAUUGCUCUACAUGGUGAAUAUAUUUUGAUAUGUUUCCUCAACAUAGCAAAUGUAGCAGUGUUUUAUUGAUCCCAGUCUGCAGGGCUGAGAUGACUUGUCAAUUGAUUCCUUGCAGAAUCUAACUGAGCGAGGGAGUGUAUCCUCCUCCUCCAGUGGCUACCUCUGGCUGCUCACGAUGGAGGGUGGUUUUUUUUUUUUUUGUGUCCAAGAACUUGCCUGAACUAGCUGAAUCUGAAAGCACCCAGAAGAUGUUUGGCGCUCGCACAUAUCGAUGCCAAGUGUUUCACGGAGGAGGAUCGCUGGAGUCUCUCAGUGGUGUUGCACAAGAAGUUUCCCACAUGUUCUCACGCAUGUAAUCAGAUCUAGUGUGUGUCGAUUUGCGUCCUCAGGCACUGACACGCUUGAUGUAAACAUAGAAAUCAUCGCAGUCUUCAUCGUUGUUUCAGAGCGAAUGGGGUCUUCACAAUGUCCCCGGUCUCAUGAGGUGCCUAAUGAUCGAUAUUAAUGAUGAUGCCAAUAUGAUAUAUCUCAAUGUGUAAUAAACAAGU